Molecule: messenger RNA, 1276 nt
Organism: Tetranychus urticae (two-spotted spider mite)
Lineage: Eukaryota; Metazoa; Arthropoda; Arachnida; Trombidiformes; Tetranychidae
Source: RefSeq, a predicted model, not a curated record
GAUUUUGCAACAAAAACAAGUUUAUUUUUACACUCAAUAUACUCUCAAUUAAACUGUGAUUUACUUUGGCGCUUUACAUCUUUAUUCAAAUCUCUUGGACUGGAUAGUUUAAUUGAUUGGUGGGCGCAUCGAUACCAACCAGUUUCAAAAUGGCCAAGAUUAAGGACAAAAAAGGGUCAAUUCAUUUAGAUAAAGAAAAUAAAUUGCAUACAUUUAUCAAGAUUUAAUGAGAAAUUAUGUAAACGAAAAUGGGUCGAAAUGUUCAAUAAACAGAUUAAGUAAAAGGGUUUGUUUCAGUUUAAUGGCUCAAAGUCAAUGUCCACCAACAGUCAAGUUCAAGGAAAACUUAAAAUAGAGUAAAGUUAAAGGGCAAGUUCAAUUAAUUUGAUUGGUGGCAAAGAGGAAGGCCAACACGGUAACAGUAUAAAAAGUGAGGUCGGAAAAACGGUUUAUUCAUUGAUUCACCUGGCAAAAACUAUCAUGUAUUCAAUUCCAUUUCUUUUCGUUUGCAUCCAACUCGCAGUCACUGCAUUGCUUGUUUCUGGAGGACCACAAAGACGCAAAGUUAACUGUACAGAUUAUCGUUCAAAUUUGGAUAUUUGGUCAAAUGAGCUUCUCUCUCUUGCUGAUAGAUCGGUACGACUUCCAGAAACAGCUGAAAGGUUAAACGAUUUUCAUUGUGUCCGUUCAAAGGAGGCUUCAGCAAAACUCAAGAAUCUCAGGGUUUGCCUGAAACCCUUUCCAUCACAAGUAUUGGAUGUCAUCUUAUCAGGAACAAGAAAAACAAUGAGAAACACUUGUAAUACUCUUGAAGCUCGACAAGAGUUUGUUGAUAAAACUGCCUGUGUUAGACCGCAAUAUGGCAAAGCACUUGACUGUAUCGAUCGAUAUGUUGCUGAAAUGGAGUAUGUUAGGGAUAACAUCGAUAACUUGGACAUGAAAAUACCUUAUACUUGUUGUUAUUACUGGAAAACUCGAAGGUGUUUCCUCAAUGUUGUCGCUGCUAAUUGUCCUGAAUCUUCAGUGCAAUACUCUCAAGAACAUCUAGAUUCGCUAUUCUCUGAAACAACUGAUUUACUGUGCAACAAGUGGGAAGAAGGGACAUCCAAUUGUGCCAAUUUAGCUCCUCUCAAUCUCAACCGAAAGACUACAAAGAAUGCUUUAACCUUUGUUUUACCCAAUCUUGAUAUUUAUACUCAAACUUAAUGUUGACUCUCAACUAUUUAAUAAUUUAUAAUAUUCUUAAAUUAAAAUUUGACACUUAUUUUUGAAGAAA